AUGUCAAAAAUCAAAUAUAAUUUAAAUUAUAUAUAUAUGUUUAAAAGAUUACUUUCAACAAAUAAUUCAACAUCAUUAUCGGCACAAUUGAAUCACAAAAUAAAACACCUAAUUGAUGGAAAAAAAUAUAAUGAAGCAUUAGAUAUUUUUGAAGAAAAUAUACAAAAAUGUUCACAUUAUACUAUAAACAUAGCAAUAAAUGCUUGUAGUAUAAUAAAUGAUUAUCAACGUGCCAUGAACAUCAAGAAAAAAAUUCCAUCAAAUUCAUUUAAAGAUUCUUAUAUUCAAACAUCAUUAAUUAAAUUAUAUAUAAAAUUUCAUGAUAUUGAUAAUGCUAUUCAUUUGUUCUGUUCAGUAACAGAAAAGAACAGUUUUAUUUGUACAGCACUGUUCAAAGGUUUAAUAUCUAAUAAUAUGCCAGAAAAAGUCUUAGAUUUAUUUGAUGAAAUGACACUUAAAUCUGACAAGUUUAUUCUGGCAGUUUUAUUCAAUGCAUGUGGUCAAGUUGCUAAUGAUCGAGCAAUAAAGAUUGGAAAAAAACUGCUUGAUGAUAUGUUAAAUAAUUAUCGAAGUGACACCAUCUUAUUAAAUUCAGUAUUGGAUAUGUUAAUGAAAUUUAGUCAUGUUCUAAAUGCUGAACGUAUUUUUUAUUCAAUCAAAAAGAAAGAUAUUGUUACAUACAGUGUUAUGAUGAAAGGAUAUGUUAGAAAUAAAAUGUAUGGAAAAGCUUUGGAUUUAUUUGAAAAGAUAAAUUCAAAGUUAAAUGAUGUAACUUACACUAUUAUGUUUAAUGCAUGUUCUCAACUUGCCAAUGAUCGUUCAAUAAAGAUUGGAAAAAAAGUUCUUCAUGAAAUGCCUGAUAUUCAUCGAAAUAAUAAUGUUUUAUUAACUUCAGCAUUAGAUGUGUUAAUGAAAUUUGGUGAUGUUCAAGGUGCUGAAGAUGUUUUUAAUUCAAUCAAGACAAAAGAUAUUAUUACUUAUAAUGCUAUGAUGAAUGGAUAUGUUGGAAAUAAAAUGUAUGGAAAAGCUUUGGAUUUAUUUGAAAAGAUAAAUUCAAAAUUAAAUAAUGUAACUUAUAUUAUUGUAUUUAAUGCAUGUGCUCAACUAGUCAAUGAUCGAGCAAUAAAGAUCGGCAAGAAGCUUCUGCAUGAAAUGCCUAAUAAUUAUCAAGAUAAUACUGUGUUAUUAAAUUCAGCAAUAGACAUGUUAAUGAAAUUUGGCGAUGUUCAAAGUGCUGCUCGUAUUUUUGAUUCAAUCAAGACGAAAGAUAUUAUUACUUAUAAUGCUAUGAUGAAUGGAUAUGUCAGAAAUGAAAUGUAUGAAAAAGCUUUGGAUUUAUUUGAACAAAUCAAUUUCAACAUAGAUGAUGUAACUUAUACUAUUGUAUUUAAUGCAUGUGCUCAACUAGUCAAUGAUCGAGCAAUAAAGAUCGGAAAGAAACUUCUUGAUGAAAUGUCUAGCAUUCAUCGAAAUAGUACUGUCUUAUUAACUUCAGCAAUAGAUAUGCUAAUGAAAUUCGGUGAAGUUGAAAAUGCUGAACGGUUUGUUAAAUUCGUAAGAAACAAAAAUAUUAUGACUUAUGGUGCUCUAAUGAAUGGUUACAAUAUUAAUAAUGAACCGUGGAAAUGUUUGAAGAUUUUACAAGAAAUAAAACAAACGGAUAUUGUUCUAAAUGUGAUCAUAUGGAAUAUAGUUAUUGGAUCAUGUUCACAAAUUGGUAUGAUUCGACAAGCUGAAUAUAUAAGCAAUCAAAUUCCUUUACAUAUUCAAAAUGAAAAACAAAUACAAACUUCAAUGAUUCAUAUGUGGAGCAAAUGUGGUUCUAUUAUAAAGGCCCAAAAUAUGUUUAAAUCAGUUUAUGAUCGUGAUACAGUGACAUACAAUGCGAUGAUUAAUGGAUUUGGACUUAAUGGAAUGGGUUCUGAAGCAAUUGAAUUAUAUAGAGAGAUGCCAAAUAAUCUACAUGAUGAAAUUUCACAUAUUUGUGUAUUAAAUGCAUGUUCUCAUUCAGGUCUUCUUCAUCAAGCUCAGAAUAUAUUUAAAGAAAUUAAUUUGAAAACAGAAAAAAUUGUAACUGUUAUGAUUGAUUGUUUAAGUCGUUUAUUUUUAUUUGAUGAAGCAUUAAAUAUGAUAGAUGAAUAUGAGAAGAAAAACUCACCGUAUUUUGUCAUGUAUAUGUGUUUAUUAUCUGGUGCACGUAAUAAUCACAAUAAGAAUUUAUCUGAAAAGAUAUUUAAUCGAAUGAAAUAUUUGUUUCCUGAUGAGAAAGAACGUCUUGUAUCAGGUGUAGUUCUUCUAUCAAAUAUAUAUUCAAGUGUUGGUGAACAUGAAUUAGCAAAAAACUUUCGAUCUAGACAAAUAAAAGAAUUAGGAAGAAAAGUCAAAAAAGGUUUAUCAUGGACUGAUGCAAAUGGUGAAAUAGUGGCAUUCAAAGCUCAUGAUCAUUCUCAUCCUCGAUCCAAGGAAAUCCAUGCUGAAGCUGAUCUUAUACAACGUGAAUUAAUUGAAGAUGGUUACAAGUGUGAUUCUUCUUGGGUAACUCGUGAAAUGCAGGAAGAAGAAACUAUCGAAUCAGUUUUAUGUGGUCAUAGUGAAAGAUUAGCAAUAGCCUUUAAUUUUAUUCAACGACCUAUUCCAGAAUUUAUUCAAAUUACAAAAAAUCUUCGUGUUUGUGGUGAUUGUCAUGAAACUACAAAACGAAUAGCAAGAAUUCGAGAACGUGAAAUUAUUGUUCGUGAUGCUAAUCGCAUUCAUCAUUUUUAUAAAAAUGGACAGUGUUCAUGUCAGGAUCAUUUUUGA
Messenger RNA from Rotaria sp. Silwood1, 2799 nucleotides. Lineage: Eukaryota; Metazoa; Rotifera; Eurotatoria; Philodinida; Philodinidae. The record is from the annotation of a GenBank genome assembly.